Messenger RNA from Caenorhabditis elegans, 1192 nucleotides. It is a transcript of the gene nekl-2, whose product is annotated as Serine/threonine-protein kinase nekl-2. Gene Ontology annotation, cellular component: cytoplasm. The record is from RefSeq and is marked reviewed. NCBI's taxonomy places the organism in Eukaryota, Metazoa, Nematoda, Chromadorea, Rhabditida, Rhabditidae. Gene Ontology annotation, molecular function: ATP binding; protein serine kinase activity; protein kinase activity.
AGAAUUUAUAGUUUUGAAUCCUAUCUAUUCAAAUAUUAUUUUCAAAUGGACAAUUAUGAAAAAGUGCGUGUCGUCGGACGUGGUGCUUUUGGAGUUUGUUGGCUGUGUCGCGGUAAAAAUGAUGCAUCACAUCAAAAGGUAAUUAUAAAACUCAUCAAUACUCACGGAAUGACUGAAAAAGAGGAAAAUAGCAUUCAGAGUGAAGUAAAUUUGUUGAAAAAAGUUCAACAUCCAUUAAUAAUCGGGUAUAUUGAUUCUUUUAUUAUGGAUAAUCAACUUGGAAUUGUUAUGCAGUACGCGGAAGGAGGAACAUUAGAGAGAUUAAUAAAUGAUCAGAGAGCGAUUAAAGAUUCAAACAUGAGAGAAUAUUUUCCCGAAAAAACUGUUUUAGAUUAUUUUACACAGAUUCUUAUUGCACUCAAUCAUAUGCACCAGAAAAAUAUCGUUCAUCGUGACCUUAAGCCUCAAAACAUUCUUAUGAAUCGCCGAAAGACUGUUCUGAAGCUAUCGGAUUUUGGAAUUUCAAAGGAGCUUGGAACGAAAUCUGCAGCGUCGACUGUUAUUGGAACUCCAAACUAUUUAAGCCCUGAAAUUUGUGAAAGUCGCCCGUACAAUCAAAAAAGUGACAUGUGGUCUUUAGGAUGUGUUUUGUAUGAGCUUCUUCAGCUUGAAAGAGCAUUUGACGGCGAAAAUUUACCAGCCAUUGUAAUGAAAAUCACCCGGUCAAAGCAAAACCCGUUGGGAGAUCACGUAUCAAACGAUGUGAAGAUGUUAGUGGAAAACUUACUUAAAACACACACGGAUAAGAGACCGGACGUAUCACAGCUGCUUUCCGAUCCACUUGUUCUUCCCUAUUUGAUAUCAAUUCAUUGCGAUUUGGGAAGAAUCGAACCUCCACCGACGGAUAAGAGAAAGCCAUCAGCUUCAUUGAGCAGUCGACUUCGAACGUAUCCAACACAAUCAACACUUCGUCCGUAUUCUUUAUCAUCAAAUGCUCCAACUACCCAUUUGACACAAUUAACACCAAUGCCAUCUCAUAUUGAUUCUGGAUUCUUUUCAAGUGGAAGAACAUCAAAUCAGAGAACACAAUCAAGAAGUCAAGUGCAUUCAAAGUAUUAACUCCUGUAUUAAUUGUUUGUUUCUUUAAAAUUAAAAUUGAAGUUAUUUUUUCACAUAAAAACCAAUCAUUCGG